CCCAAGACGUCACCGAGCGUUAUGUUUCUAUGGUUACACACCCCCCAUUAGCUGGAGCUAGUACUAGUUUUACUUUAUUUCUUCGUUUGGGUUGAAUACAGGAGACCAAACCGUUAUUGACACUGUAUGUUUCAAUAAUGAGCUAGCUAAGCAUGAAAUAGAAACCCUGAUUUGAAUCCUUGUUGCAAAUUUGGAAGAAUAUAUAUGAGAACUGGAAAAGUUCUUGCUUCCACCAGAGAAAGAUGAGGACCAUAACUUCCUCGGGUGGCAAAGUUGAGACUGUGACUGUGAGGAGAACAGAGUCAUCGGAUGCACAUGCGAUCAAUAGCCUGAUCAGUCCUGCCACAGUAGCAGUAUUUGGAAGAGUAAAUGUCAUUCAUCUACUAGAGAAGGCCAAUCUGGCAGUGACCCUGAGCAAUGCGAAGAAUGAGGUCUUGGCCCAUGCUGCCUUCUCUGAUCACCCCAUUGGAGACAUUGUGGAUCAAGCUUGUUGGGAACCAUUCCUGCAUGACAAUUACAGUGCUGAAAAAUACACGCCUCUGAACACACUUUUCCUGCACCUCUUCGUGGCACAGCCGAUCUUCUCCAUCGGGAGUGCCAAAGAGAUUGUAAGAACUGUGUUCAAUGCUAUCACAGAGCUGCAAUACAUCUGCUUGGUCACCCCAACUAGUCGAUGUCUAGAGCGUGCACUGGUAACGAUCUUUGAGCCCAUGAAGAGUCUGAAGGAUCCAGGGCCCCAGUGUUCAGCAUUUGUGUGCCACAGACACAACUAUUGCCCAAGGCUGCAUGUCCGCCGAGCCAGGGUGGAGGAUCAUGAUGACCUCACACACAUCUUUGCGGAGCAGUCAAAGGCCCUCACAGGAUCCUAUGGGACUUACUUUCUGGCUGAACUCAUUGAGGCUCAGGACGACGAAAAUCAUGCAGCUGUUUGUGAGAAUGAGGGAACUGCUGUGGGUUUCAUCAGUGUGAGUGGUGACAUCAACUUGAAGCUGCUCAACGAGUGCUUUGAGCUUGGGCCCUUCAACGGUCUGUAUAAGCCCAGUCCAGAGGACCUGACUGAGACUGCCCCUGAGCCAGAGGGAGAGGGGACUCCAGGGGACACCAACACCAUCAGCCCACAGGAUAGCACUGGAGAGGUAUCAUCACAGGACGUGGACCAGACAAAGGAUUUUGAUCAAGGUGGCGUUACAGAAAUACCCAGUGAAGUAUCAGAGCCAGGGGACAGCCAGGCUUGUGCAGCAGAGCCUCAGGGUUCAGAAGUGACUCUGGAACCAAGAGUCUCAGUAACACCCAAUGCAUUCUGUAUUCAAUUAUUCGUCAUCUACAAGAAUUUUGAAAUGAGAUCGGUGGACUUCCUGCCCAAUAUAUUUAAACUUUUCCCUGACCGUGAUUUCUGCAUCAUCUCUGUGCCCAAGCUGGCCCCUGAGUUUCCCCUCCUCCAGAGCUUCCUCAGGGUAGUACCACACCACACCAGCAGCCUGCCGCAGGAGCUCUACAUCUUCCACCGCUCUGGCCUGCUCAAGACAUUUGUGGUGAGUCUGGCAGUGUCUGCAGACAGGCCUGCAGUCUGUGACAUGGUGAAGAAACUCAGGCUGCAUGAGAGCCUGCUGGAGGACCUGGACAUGUUCUACCAGGCCCAUAGAGACAUGGAUGGAACACCCUUGCAGGCAUUUGUAGCCCAAGUUCAGAACCAACUAGUUGGGAUUGUAAUCAUCAGAAAUGAGGAGGAUAUAGAUUACAUCCGAGCCAACUACAACAUUGAGAACUUCAUCUACUUCAGCCACCACCGCUAUGAGGAGCACGGCCAGCUGUGUCACUUUGCCCUCAACCCCAUCUUCCAGCACUACGCCAAACACUUCCUAAAGGAGGUCCUGCGGCUGGCACACAAAUCCUGCCUCUACUACCCAAUCUACCCCUCCUACCACAACCAGAAGAACUCAUGUGCCCAUUACCUGACCUCUGUUCUUAACUGCAUGGUUCCGGUGCACCCGCGACGCCAGAUUGUAUACCCUCUGGAGGAGCUGGGCAUCAACGCGCCAUCCAAGCAGAUCACUAAGGACCAGGUCUCGUAUGCUCUCAACCACAUCAACCGAAAACUAACCAUGGAACCAAAAGUCACCAUCAAUGCCAGGAUCGUGGUAGUGGGGGCAUCAGACACUGGCUUAGCAUUUCUGGAGGUGCUUGCUUUCUGCCCACACCUGAGGUUCAAUAACAUGACUCUGAUCUCCACGCAUGGCUUCCCAGGCUACUACACCAAUGAAAAGAUGAGAUUCUUGUCCACGAGUCAUAGCUCCAGCGACAGGGACCAUGCCCAGAUGUCUCUACGUUCCUGGAUCAACGUGGUGACAGGCAAGAUGGUGGGCAUCGACAGGGCAGCCAAGCAUGUACUGGUGUCUGGGGGCAGGAAAGUGCCUUAUGAUCAUCUCAUCCUCUGUACAGGCCAGCAGUACCAGGUUCCCUGUCCCACUGGUGUGGAUGGCAGUCUUCUUCCACCCAAAAGCCAGCUCCCAGCCCAGCCCCGCCGUAGAUACACCGGGCCCGUCCCAUCCAACCUCUUCACCCUCAACGACCACCACGACUGUGUGACCGCUUACCAGUGGCUGCUCAACAACUUUGUGGAGCUGAAGGGUAAUGCCAUAGUGUACGGCAACACCAUUGACGUGUACACCUGUGUGGAGACUCUGUUAUGCCUGGAUGUCCAAGGCUAUCGCAUCCACCUGGUCCAUCUGCCCACCACGGAGGGCUCCAGCUGCAGCCCCAGCUCGUGCUUCAGCAACCCCACAGUGGAGAAGGCCAUGAAGAAGGCCUUGGAGAAGAGUGGGGUCCAUGUUCACCACAACUGCUUGCUGGCCCAGAUGAAUGACGGACAGAACCCUGAGCCAAUCACCUCCUUGUCCUUCACCAGUGACAGUCAGCCUCUCCGGCUGGAGUGCUCUGUGUUUAUGAACCUCUCCUCCAAAGGUGUGGACUACGAUGCCUUUAAGACCAUCAACGACGCCUGUCUGGUGUACGACGGCCGACUGGUCAUAGACACCACAUUCCAUACGAACGACUCCACCAUCCGCGCAGCCGGGCCCCUCACCAAGUUUGCCCGGCGCUAUCAUGCAGACCAGUGGUCCCACUCCAGCUUCAACUCUAGGGAGGUGGGCCAGGAGCUGGCUGCUGCUCUGCUGCCCUUCUUCGACCCCACGCUGGAGCCGGCCGUCAACUCUCUAGCCGACCUGGACCGCCUCAUCCCCAUCUACACACAAGCCAAGAUCCAAGGUGGUAGACUGCCAGGAGGAUACAGUUAUCUCCAUGCUACCAAACCAGAGCAAAGGCCAUCUGCAGUUCACCCUGUAGAGGGAAGAGAGAUCCUGACUGGCCGCAUUGAGACUGGCAACUACUUCCACCUGCACCUGAACCAGUACGACAUGGUGGAGACAAUCACCUGUCUGUCACUGAAGCCCUUCCCAGUCUCCAACUACCUGUGUCUCUAUGGGAAACAUGAGCUGCUUCUCAACCGCCUGUGUUCCCGUUAUGAUGAAGGGCUGGUUCACGACCUCUACAUUUAUUUCAGGGAGAAAUGGUGCCUGGCGAUAUAUCAUGAUCGCUUUGCAGACUUUGAGCAGGAAAUGCACCAGAUAAUGGAAUCAACUAAAGUGCAGGACCACAAUGAUGUGUCCAUUUCAGAGCUCGUUCAGAGAAUGGUAGAUGAGAAGCUGGACAUUAUUGAGGAACCGAACGUGUUUCUCAAGAAGGUGUUUGAAACAAGUGGGGGAUUGGCUUCCUUGAAGACCAGCACUCUGAAUUACCUGAGGUACAACAGGUACCACCUGACUAUGUAUGCCCAGCCUGGACUACUGUAACUGCUCCUACAUCUUAUCUUACCUCAACCCACAUUUUAAAUGACAUAUUCAUCACAUAGAAAUAUUCCAUCGUUUUUAUUUAAUUAAAACGUUGUAGAAUCAUCCAACUGUAGUAAAAACAUUGACAUUCAAUUGAGUUAAUUUGAACAGAAAAUACAGUAGCCAAUGUUUUUAAUAAAUGUACUUGUGAUUUUAGAUAGACAAGAAUAUUAGGUUAUGUACACACUUUUAGCAUGAACAAGAACACUAACUGUAGUUGUCUUAAUUUUAUGAGAAGUUAAGGUUGACUGAUUUGAGAAAACAGAGAAAACAAAACAAUCCUCAUUAAGUGCUAUAAUAAAGUCACAACGAAUUGUCAAAUUCA
This is a messenger RNA of Salvelinus fontinalis (brook trout), 4212 nucleotides long. RefSeq names its product cilia and flagella associated protein 61 (gene cfap61). The transcript has 26 exons. The record is from RefSeq and is a predicted model, not a curated record. NCBI's taxonomy places the organism in Eukaryota, Metazoa, Chordata, Actinopteri, Salmoniformes, Salmonidae. Bases 243 to 3848 code for a protein of 1201 amino acids.